GAUUCGCGGACCUACGACCACUCUGUCAAAAACUACUUGACUCAUAUAGCAAGAGUUUCUCACGUUUGAAAGAGUCAUUUGCGCACAAUUGUGAAAUGACUUUGCUGAUGAGAGAAACCUGGCCAUUUAGGCUGAAACGGUUCGUGAAACUUUGAAUCGGAUCUUUCGGAGAAUAAGAUUGAAUAAGUCACUCUGAACCGAGAACAGCAUAUUUCACAUAUCUGGUGUUGUUAUGUCGUAAAAUAAUUGCUGAAUUGCCUUUUAACGGGUCUUUAAAAAUAACUGUUCUAAUGAACCGAUUGUCGGAAAUGAUUCAGACUUUCCUAUUCUCAGUAUCUAUUGAACUGCCUACACUUCUGGAAAUCACACGAAUAAUUUUAAACGUGUGAAUGAGCAAUUUACCCACUACUUCUAAAUUACUUAGAUAACGGUUGAAAUAAACCUUGCAAUUUAGAAAACUGCUGUGAUACGUUCUGUGGGGUCGGAGGGUUCAUCCGUCUCGUUUGCUUCGCAACAGAGGCGGGGCUCUGAUGCUCUGAGUGUCCGUUCGCGCGUAUCAAUAAAGUUUUUUUUUUUUCAAAUAGUUCAGUCAGUGAGCCUUUUUGGAGAAUGGGUAGCAUCACUGAUGAUGAGGUAAUUCGGAAGCGUCUUCUUAUUGAUGGAGAUGGAGCUGGAGACGAUAGGCGGAUUAAUGUGCUCAUGAAGAGCUUUACUAAAUGGUGUCAUUCCAAUUUCUCACCAGAGGAAGGGUUCUCACAGUAUCAGAGGAUGUUGACAUCUUUGGCUCAGUGUGAAUUCUCCAUGGGGAAAACCCUGCUUGUGUAUGACAUGAACCUGAAAGAAAUGGAGAAUUAUGAAGCAAUCUAUGUAGAUAUCGAGAAAAGUAUAACUUCAGCUCAUGAAAAAAUUGCAGAGUGCAAAAAGGAGAUCCAGAGAGCUAAAAGGAUACGAAAAAACCGCCAAGAGUAUGAUGCUUUGGCCAGAGUUAUCAAGCAACAUCCAGACAGACAUGAGACCUUAAAGCAGCUUGAGGCUUUAGACAAAGAGCUUCAGCAGCUGUCACACAUCAAAGAAAAUGUGGAGGACAAGUUGGAACUUCGUAAGAAACAGUUCCACGUCCUUCUCACCACCAUUCAGGAACUUCAGCAGACUUUGGAGAAUGAUGAGAAGAUGGAAAGUGAUGAUACCCAGGAGAGCUCGAUGGAAAAUGGGGACUAGACUAACAAUUUUCCAGCUUUUCUGGAGAUGUACCUAUUAUCCUGUUAUUUUUAUUUCAUUUAAUUUUUAAUGAACUUGUUUUCUAAAUUCAGUCUCUUAUUUUGAUGUUGGUGAUGUACAGAAUUAAAGUGAUUUCUUUAUAAACUAAA
This is a messenger RNA of Carassius carassius (crucian carp), 1367 nucleotides long. RefSeq names its product THO complex subunit 7 homolog. NCBI's taxonomy places the organism in Eukaryota, Metazoa, Chordata, Actinopteri, Cypriniformes, Cyprinidae. Gene Ontology annotation, cellular component: THO complex part of transcription export complex. The transcript has 8 exons. Gene Ontology annotation, biological process: mRNA export from nucleus; mRNA processing. Bases 610 to 1218 code for a protein of 202 amino acids. The record is from RefSeq and is a predicted model, not a curated record.